Molecule: messenger RNA, 2171 nt
Organism: Ipomoea nil (Japanese morning glory)
Lineage: Eukaryota; Viridiplantae; Streptophyta; Magnoliopsida; Solanales; Convolvulaceae
Product: cysteine-rich receptor-like protein kinase 2
Exons: 8
Coding region: 69-2021 (650 amino acids)
Biological process (GO): protein phosphorylation
Molecular function (GO): protein kinase activity; ATP binding
Source: RefSeq, a predicted model, not a curated record
CUAUUUCUUUAUAAGCCAUUAAAUUUUGUGUAUUUCUCCUCCAUGAGCUGAGCCUACACUGGUCGAAUAUGGUGGAAGGCUCAGGCGGCAGGUGGCGGUGGUUGGCGGUGGUGAUCAUGGUGGUAUCAGUAUCAGAACCUGCGCUCUCAAACCCACAAACCAACCAAGUAGGCGUGCUGGGUUGCAGUCCCUUCAAUUAUACCGACGUAGCAGAUUCUAUGAGGGUACUGAACGCCACCUUUGCUGAUCUGAGAAACCAGUUAUCCAGCGACAACAAACGCUUUGCCACCUCCACUCAGCAGCCUGUGUACGCAAUGGCGCAGUGCCGAAACUACCUCUCCACGGCGGACUGUGUCGCCUGUCUCGACGCCGCCGUGGUUGCAACCCGAAACUGCUCCAACAAAACCGGUGGUCGUAUCAUUUUUGAUGGCUGCUUCCUUAGGUACGAGGACAGUUACUUCUACGAGCAGAUUACAGAUGCAGGAACCUAUCCAACUUGUGGCAAACGAACUGACCCCAAACAAGAUGUUUUCAAUACGACAGCAAAACAACUGCUAUACGAGCUUCAACUUGCAACCCCCAGAAUUAAUGGCUUUUUCGCCGCAGCAAAGCAGGAGGCCUCUGGUGGUGGUGGUAGUGGUGGUGCCGCCUUUGCGGUGGCACAAUGUAUUGAAACAAUCGACGAAACUGGGUGUCAGGCAUGUUUGACAAUAACUUACAGAAACAUACUGGGUUGUUUAUCAAAAUCUGCAUCUGCAAGAGCUAUUGCCCCAGCUUGCUUCAUGAGAUACUCAAACAAACGCUUUUUCCCGAAUAACCAGACAACUAACCUAGCAGCCUUCCUAGAAACAGGGAGUUCAGGAAAAAAGAAAGCUAUUAUUGGAGGUGUAGUAGGUGGUGUAGGAAUAAUCAUAUUGGUAUUAGCAGCCAUUUUCAUUUAUCGAAGAUCAAAAAAGCCAAAUGCAGCAAGAAGAGGCAAUAUUCUGGGGGCAACUCAGUUGAAAGGUCCAGAGAACUACAGAUAUAAAGAUUUGAAAGCCGCAACAAAAGGCUUCAGCCAAGAAAAUAAACUCGGACAAGGAGGUUUUGGUGAUGUAUACAAGGGCACACUAAAGAACGGGGAUGUGGUUGCGGUGAAGAAACUGGUGAUUUCCAGUAGAGCAAAGGCAGACUUCGAGACUGAAGUUAGGCUUAUCACAAAUGUUCAUCAUCGCAAUCUCAUUCGCCUAUUGGGAUGUUCUGCCAAAGGAGAAGAGCUGCUACUGGUUUAUGAAUACAUGGCAAAUGCCAGUCUUGACAGAUAUAUAUAUGGAGAUAAACGAGGGAUGUUGAAUUGGAAGCAACGCGUUGAUAUAAUAUUGGGUACAGCUAUGGGUCUUGUCUAUCUGCAUCAACAGUUUCAUGUAUGCAUUAUACACAGAGACAUCAAAUCCAGCAAUAUACUACUUGAUGAUGACUUUCAGCCCAAAAUUGCUGAUUUUGGUCUGGCAAGGCUUUUACCUCAAAAUCAGAGUCAUGUUAGCACUAAAUUUGCAGGAACUUUGGGAUAUACAGCACCAGAAUAUGCAAUUCAUGGCCAUUUAUCAGAGAAAGUUGACAUCUACAGUUUUGGCAUCGUCAUCCUGGAGAUCAUUAGUGGUAGAAGGAGUAGUGACAUACGAGUCGAGCCUGUCACCGAGUAUCUCCUUGAACAAGCAUGGAAACUGUACGAGAACGAGGAACAUCUACGACUGGUAGAUAGCACUUUAGACCCCAAUGACUAUACAACAGAAGAAGUGAAGAGAAUAUUGGAGAUUGCAUUGGUGUGCACCCAAUCACCCCCCAGUCUGAGGCCAAGCAUGUCGGAACUAGUGAUUAUGCUUUCUUCAAGUGAUCGUUCAAUCUUUCAAAACCAACCAAACAGGCCUACCGUUAUUUCUGAUUUGGGGAAUAGGGUACAGGUACUUUCGGACACAUCAGCCACCACAGCAUCAUCCACUUCUCAUGCCACUGCUUCAAUUUCAGAUGUCUCCGGCCGCUAGGCUUUUAAUUUUAUGAAGAGCACGUGAGUGUUCUAUGAUGCUGUAUCUUAAAUAUUUUUAUCUGUGAGAUGCGUUUAGUCCAGAUAAAAAUGUGUAUAAUACUUAUAUAUGGAUUCUCAUGGAAUAAAUUUUUUGUCAUUUGUGUGAUUU